This is a messenger RNA of Yamadazyma jaroonii, 921 nucleotides long. Lineage: Eukaryota; Fungi; Ascomycota; Pichiomycetes; Serinales; Debaryomycetaceae. The record is from the annotation of a GenBank genome assembly.
AUGGAUAAUUUCGGCCAAGGUGUGAUACAAGCACCGCCAAUAUCGAGGAUAUGGACGAUAUCUAUAGUUGUUUCAACCAUUGGUACUACAUUGAAUAUGAUAAGUCCUUUCCAAUUGAUUUAUUCACCUGCAUUGGUAGCUAAUCAACCUUGGAGACUUUUCACUUCAUUUUGUUACUUUGGUGAUCUUUCUGUUUCUGUGAUAUGGGCAGUAUUCACAGUGAUACGGUGGUCAAGUGAUUUAGAAGAAAACUUCAAUUUACCAGUUUCAUUAUUCCCCAAUUCCAUUCAUAAAUUCGAUCAACGCCAAAGUAAUUUCUUGGAACAAGCAAAGACUAAACUUAAAUCGGCAGAUUAUCUUUACUUUGUAUUACUCAUAGGUUCAACCAUCAUUCUUACAUCAACCAUUGGAUUCUUAUUCUUCGAUUUCAAAUUACCAUUUUCAGGUUUGAUUCUUCAUGAGAUCUUAUGUUAUAUUUCAUGUCGAUUGAAUCCUUAUCAAAUGUUAAAUCUUGGAGGUCUCAUCAACCUUGAGGCUUCUAUGGUUCCAAUAAUUACUUCAUUAAUAGAGUUAUUCAUGAAUAAUGAAUUUAGGAAUAACAUAAGUUUACUAUUCUCCGAUGGUCUUACAUAUCUUCCCACAGUAUUAUUUUGUCUGCCCACUUGGAAAGCUUAUGUUUGUCUUGGAUUAGGACAUUUAUGGUGGUUUUUAGGUUAUUAUUACUUCGAAGAGUUCCAUAAUGAUAAAAAUCCUCAACGUUUACAUCAAAAAUUGAAAACCCCUAAAAGGAUUCAACAAAAUGACAAUUUAGAGCCUCUUCAUUACACAAAACUGGCGUUAAAAAUGAUCUUAUUACCUCCAUGGUAUUGGGUAAUCUUAUCAAAUAUAGAAAAUAAUCGAGGUGGUAUCAGAAGAACUUAG